Messenger RNA from Marchantia polymorpha subsp. ruderalis, 3155 nucleotides. The record is from the annotation of a GenBank genome assembly. NCBI's taxonomy places the organism in Eukaryota, Viridiplantae, Streptophyta, Marchantiopsida, Marchantiales, Marchantiaceae.
UGAAGAAAGUCCAGGCUUUCAAAGCAGCUCUGUUUCUCAGAGCAUUGGCUACAUUUUUCUCCUUCACCUCGUCUCGCUUGGAAGUUUGAGAUUUGAGCUCACAGCUCUCUUGACAUUAACUUGUGGGCGGACGACGAGAAGAAGAUAUUCAAGAACAAGCCACUCCGGAGUGAUUUCUGGAGUUUGCACGCAAAGAUGGAGGGUUCUCUAGAGCGCAGUCGUGAUGAUCUAACUAUCGUAGCUCAGGUCAACGUGAAUCUCAUGAAAGUCAGUCUGGCUGGACUGACAAAUCCAGCUCACAUUUCCAUUCAGCUCGUUUCUCAGACCCCAAAUGCCGAUAGCCCAGCUCCAGCUUUUAUUCAAAAGGAGCCAAGUAAAAGUGCCGAGGUGACGCUUGUCAACCCUCCACCAGCAAAUGGAACGGCGAGUCAAGCUGCCAAAUUGGACAAUCAGUUUCCAGUCGUGGUGCCAAGCUUCUUGCUGAGAUUUACGCAGCUCACAGACGAUUUCCAAGUCGGAGCAAUUAUAGUGAGAAACAAUAACAAGGAAGAGUUCUACCUCAAUUCGGUGAAGCUUAAAAGGACAAAGAACAUCCAUGACGUACCCAAAGAUUCAGACGACUGGGACUGGGUGUUCGAGUGUGACAGUCAAGUUCACCCCACAGUCGACCCCCAGAAGGACUUCCGGGUGUUCUUUCCUGAUAGGGCGGUAUAUUUCCCUGGGACCCUCACGAAGCUGAAAGAGCACGAGCUCGAUCGAAUGCGUGGAGACGUGACACACCUACAAGACGACAUGGUGGUUUACGAUUACGAUGUUUAUAAUGACUUGGGGUUCGAUUUCAAUUUGGGUGGCUCUCAAUUUCCAUACCCUCGUCGCCUCAAGAAGCCUUCACUCUUCGAGCCGAGUUCAGGUGAAAGCACCACUGGACAUGGAAACACCGUGUUCCAGACAUUCAUCCACACAGCUAUUGAAAAAGUCACAGAUGCAAAUUUCGUGGGAUCGAAAUUGGUAGAUCCCAAGAAGACAUUCAGCAGCAUCCUCGAGGUUGCUGCAAUGGAUAAUCGGUUUGUACAUCAGACGGAAGCCCUCGGAGUGCUGGACCUUUUACUCGAACUGUUCGAUAUGGCGACAUUCAACAAAAAUCCACGUAUCGUCCUUCUGCAGAAAUUCAUCCACGUGUUAAAGGAAGUCCUGCAAGCGUUUGAUUUCCCGAAGCCGAGAUCUGUCAUAACUUUAGAGCCCAAAGUCGUAAGCACUUGGUCGGACGUUCUGAUGAAUGACGACGAGUUCGGGCGGCAAGCUCUGGCGGGCAUGAACCCGACCGUCAUUCAGCUCUUGAAGACCUUUCCUUCGAGUGAAACCGGAAAGAAGACUACCGACCUUCAGGAUGCUGUUGAGCAGUAUCUGAGCUCAACUGGGGGACUCACAUUGGAGCAGGCGAUCGAAGCCAACAAGCUCUUUAUAAUCGAUUACCACGACGCCUUCAAGGCCUACGUGGGGGAGAUUAACAAAGUCUCCGGUAGAAAGACGUACGCAGGACGUGCUAUCUUUCUCGCGAACGAUCAAGGCAAAUUGAGCCCCGUCGCCAUCGAGCUAUCUCUACCUAAAGAUCGUAGAGACCAGAAUUGCACAUUACACCGUGUUUUCACCCCUGGGGUUGCCCAACAAGAGCUGCAGCCGAGCUCCAAAGGUAAGGGAGGCUCUUCAGAUCCGGCCGAUGAGCCGCUGCUCAACCCUUGGUGGGAGCUCGCCAAGAUCCACUUCAUUUCUCUGGACUUCGCAUACCAUGAGCUCGUCAGUCAUUGGCUGCAGAGUCACGCAGUGAUGGAGCCAAUCAUCAUCGCCACUAAAAGGACCCUGCUCUCCAAAGUACAUCCCAUCGGAAACCUGUUGGAACCCACCUUCAAGAACACGUUGGAUAUCAACUUCGACGCUCGUCAGAUCCUGAUCAACAAGAUCGGCAUAAUCUCCGACAACUUCACCGCUGGAGAAUACAGCAUGAAAAUCAGCUCUGGCGCUUACAAGGCAUGGCGUUUCGACAAGCAAGGAGCUCCGGCAGAUCUAGUCGCAAGAGGAAUGGCAACAAUACCAGAUCCGAACAACAAAGACGACGUUGUGCUGGUGGUCAAGGACUACCCGUACGCGCAGGAUGCUUUGGACAUGUGGAAAGUGAUUAAAGCUUGGGUCAGGGAUUACGUGCAGAUAUUUUACAAAUCGUCGGCCGAUGUGCUCAACGACCCACAGAAUGACGGAGCGCUGCAGAAUUGGUGGACCGAGCUGAGAACGAGGGGUCAUCCCGACAUCAAGGAGGGGUGGCCGGAGCUGGACUCCGUCGACAGCCUCGUAGAAAUUCUCACCACGAUCUUUUGGAUAGCAGGCCCGCAUCACGCUGCAGUGAACUUCGGCCAGUACGAUUACGCCGGCUACGUGAUACAAAGAUCAUCCAUGACCCGUCAACUCAUCCCCGAGUUCAACGUGAAGAAGACCCAAGACGCCUGGAGAUCGUACAUACUAGACACCAUAGCCACUCCCAGGCAGACCUUCCAGGUGAUUGCCAUCCUGAAGGUCUUGUCCACCCACGUUGAAGAGGAGCAGUACCUAGGCGAAGACGAGUGGACAAUUAAUGCCCAUGGAAAGAACAAAGGUCUGAUUCAAGACAUUGGAGAAGGUAUUGAAGAUGUGAUCGAUAGCAUCAAAAAUAUCUUCUGGCAUAAACCCGCCGGGGCUUCGCAGGCGGCUGACGCCGAGAAGGAUUUACAGAAGAAGUUCAAAAAGUUCAGUGACAGCGUUAGUGCACUAGAGAAGACGAUCGAACACCGAAACAAGGCGGCCCGGUCGUUGCCAUGGAGCAACAGAAUCGGCUAUAGCAAGUUGGAAUAUACACUUCUCCUCCCCCAAUCCAAGGCUGGCAUGACGGGCAUGGGGGUUCCAUACAGUACCUCCAUCUAAUGCCCUACCGAUUCCAAAAUCUCCUAGCACCUGAUUAUCGAUCAAGACUGUAGAUGUAACAAUUUUACUGAAGCAUCUACGAUCUAGGACUGCAUGUACUAUCUCCGAGGUUUCCAUCUUCUAUAGAGGGAGAAAUUUUGUACUCACUUCCUUGUUCAUUGAAAUAAAUUCAUCAUAUGCCAAUUCAAUAAAUUCACCAAAUCAAA